GUGACCAUGGUGAAAUGACUUUUGUUAAUAUGCAUGACACACUAGUUGUCCAGUCAUACAAUGUAAUAGGUGCUAGUACAUGUUUCACAUCUUGAACAAAAGAUAUUUCCGUGUACUCAGUAACUUGGUACACCCGAAAUCCAAUCUUCAUGAAAUAAUUCUAGUUUGUACGAAAACCUAUGGUUACCGUUAAAUAAAAUUUAAGUCUCAUGCGAAUUAGUUAUCGAACGAGCUAAGUUAAAUACUAUGUUUACCUGGAAGAAGGUAAACAAAAUGAAUAAUAUAAAGAUCACGAUGAGAGGAAAGUAAUGCAAAACUCGAAGGAAAUAUGUUGGAUAAUUUCUCGUUAAAACUGCAGAAAGAGUAAUAUCGACACCUGUCGCAAUAACACAAGUGUGCACGUGGCGUCUCAUAAAGAGUGCGGGACGUUUCGCUCCUUGGGACGUUUCGCCCCACAAGACUUUUCGCCCAUCGCCCCACAAGACUUUUCGCCCAAACACUUGGCGUCUAGGGUAGAAAACCAAGUUCAGGAUGGAAGAUCGUACCAUCACAAUUCAGGAAACUAUUACUGUGGAGACUUCUUUUGGGGAACAUGUCAUCGAACUGUGUUAUGGCGACAUUACAGCACUUCCGAUGGAGGAGAAAGUGGACAUCAUUAUGGUAUCAGCCUUUCUUGGUGACUACUCUAAUGUCCAGGGGACUUUGAUCGGAUCACUUAACCACAAUUUGGGUAUAUCUACUAGAGAACUUUCCAAAGACAAAGCUAUGGAUCUCCGUAUCCACUAUUCCUGCUGGUUCUCAAAGGACCUGUCGCCGGAUGUACCCUUCGGACGACUUCUUUGCUUUGAAAAAACAAGAGGCUCCAGUAAGCAAUCACUAACACGACAAAUUAGAGAUAUUUUCAAAGUGUUGGUUCCCAUCCUGAAAAACCAAAGCACAACAAUAAUCACCCCUCUACUGGCUACAGGAAACCAGCGUUCGGACAAGGGAACAGUACUACAAGCGACUGUACUGAGUGCAAUCAGCUGGAUCCAGGCAGGACUUCCGCUAAAAAAGCUAAAAAUAGUGCUAUAUGAACCCCAGAACAAGGAUCUAAACAAAUGUUUCUCUAGUUUAAAAGAGAAACAUAUCAAAACGCAAAGAAAGGAGAAGAAAUUUGAUCCAGCAUAUGACAUAUUUUUCGUCUAUCAAUCGACCGAUUCGGCGAUAGUGAAAGCCUUGACCAAGAAACUUCAGACCAGGAAAUCUGAUUUAAUCAUACACUCUACCGCCUCGAAGUUUGACGAUAAGACUGUAUGGCAACAAGGAAUCUUUGAUCUUAUGAUGGGCAGCAAAAGAAUUGUUCCAGUGCUAACCCCAAACUUUGUCGGAAAUGACGAUUGUCUAGAGACAUUCAACAUGGCGAUUUGUUGCACACGCCUACGCGGAAAUGACUUCCUUAUCCCUUUAUACCUAGAAAGUAUUCAGAUUAUUCCCGUUAGCAUUGUUUUGGUCCAAUACUUAGACUGCAGAGUAAGGAAAGAAGGUGAUACAGCGGAAAUGAAAAUGGAAGUUGCGUGCGCUCGAUUGUUGCAGACGGACACACAAAAGGAAGACGUUACUGAAAAACAAACCAAUAUGAGUCAUGACGUUUUCAUAUCUUACGCUCACAAAAACCCCAACGAAGCACAUCUAUUGUUAGAAGAGUUCGAAAAGCAGCAUCCAAAUCUAGAAGUCUUCUUUGACAGACAAGAUUUACAUGUCGGUGGAAUGUGGCAGAAGAGUCUGUAUUACUCCUUGGACUCCGUAAAAUGCGUCAUAGCCCUUGUUUCCCGUGCAUAUCUAUCGUCAGUGGUUUGUCAAGAAGAAUUCAAUAUCGCAAUGUACAGAUGUCAUCAAACUCCGAAAGAUUUUCUUCUAAUCCUCGUUUGCAUAGAGGACCUGCCAUCUCUCCCAGAUACUUACAGCCAGCAUCAACUGAUUGACUGUCGUGGAAAUAAAUACAGUAAAUUGGUUCCCCGCCUUGUUAAAGACGUAGCACAUUGGGUUUUUGAGAAGAAGAGACCGUCCUAUCUGCGAAGAACGUCUACAGUGGUUUCUCAAUUCUUUGCCUUCAGUGAAGUGUCUGAAGCUAGGAAAAAAGACGUGUGUGACACUUACACGAUCAGAUUAAACAGCAUGCAGAGAAAAGUUCCUUUUCCAAUAAAACCUCUGGACUCGUCUUUGUGUCACGUAGUAGUUAGUGCCAGUCAAAAUGACCUAAACUUAGCAACAUGUCUGCUCCACCAGCUACAGAAAAUCAGUCCAGACAUCAAGAUUGUUCUGAUGACCGACUACACAGGAAUCAACUUGAAGUGUCUUCAGACAGCUGAGAAGAUCGUGGUCUUCCUGUCUAAACAAUAUCUGGAUUCGGAUCAUCACCUGGAGGAACUCUUCGUCUCCAUUAUCCGCCAGCGGAACGAUAAAGAGAGACAGAUCUUGCACGUCUGUCAGACCACCGACCUGGGGGGAAACCCGGCAUUUGCACAUUUAUUACCGAUAAGCGUAUGUUUAGAAGAUAAAUUUUGGGACAGUCUCUUCGAAGAAUCAACUAAAACAAUAACAUUGGACUUAACUGAGUUAAAAGGAUCGUUCUCCUACAGAUCCGAGCAUUUUGCAGCAAUGACCAAACUUGCAGACGAUCUGUUGUUAGAAUUAACAGGUCACACUGAAGUUAAACCAUCACCAAUCAUCAAACCUGCGGGGAAGAAAAAUAUGGGUGUCGUUCGAGAAAUCACAAAGUGCCUUUUAAAUUUGGAGGAAAAAUCGGCAAAUGUGUCUGAGUUUUCUCCAGAAGAGAGUGUUGAAUACACGGAGAAAAGAAAUGACCUUCAGAAAUCUGAGCCCUUCAGCUUACAAAGCGACCAGUCAAACAAAGCAACUCACUCACAGUCCAACACAACUACCGACCAACAAUCUCCUGAUUAUGAUGGACCCGGCUCUAAAAGCAAAUCCCCGAGUUCACACUCCAACACAAAUACAAACCAACAACCUCCUAAAGGUGGUGAACCUCGCUCUGAAAACAAAUCGUCCUCGUGUAAUCUUCUCUAGAGAACAAUAGUACGCGAGUCCUAGGUAUAUGUCAAUACUCUGUUGUCUGUGAUAUACAUGUAAUCGUAUGCUAGACUACAUAUAAGUAGUCAUUAAAGGACACAUCUCGUGUUUUCAAAGUAUACAGAAUUAUAUGUAUUUUGUCUUCCUUAUGCUUAUAGAAAUUAAUUGUAAUAGUUCGUUUGCUGAAGUAUUGCGAUAAUUAGCCACAAUACGGACUUAAAUCUAAGCCCUGAUUUCAAAAAGCCUAGUUAAUUAGAUAGGUAGUCACGUGGUACAGUGACGUCAUAUGCGACCUUCGUCGAUCAACUUGUUGUAAAAGUAUUGUUAGAUAUGUUUAAAAACUCGGGUUUUAGGGGGCCUAAUUUAUUUAUCAUGGAUAACAUUUAUUUCGAUGUUGACAAAUUUCCUGAGUCUUAUAUCUUUUAGCCACCAGUGCAUACAAAUAACGACCCAAAUGUAGCGAGGAAAGCGGGUAUGAAAUCUGCAUUUUGCGAGUAAAUGAUGUUUACAUGGGAUCACUGUCUAAACACUAUUUGGUAAUAUCAUUUCUGUAAACAACUGUAAUUAGAGUUGUUGCUUUUCUAAAAUAAACAGUGCAAUUAUUAUUAAAUUUAUUUUUGGAGAAGUUAGAUAGGCCUAAAUUAUGAUACGAUUACGUAUCAUUGGCAACUAGCUAGUACUACUGUCACGGGUGCAUUUCGGAAAAAAAUAAUAAAAAUGAUCAAACUUAUUGUGAAAAUCACAAUACUUUUAAAUUAUUUAUUCAAGAAAUUUUAUUAAUCAUUAUUAUUUUUUAUCUACACGUUGUUACUUAGGAAGUGGGAGCGCGGCAUGCUGUUGUUGUAAACACGUACACGUGUUCCUUUAAAAAAUGAAAGCAUUAUAAUUCAAUUCAAAGUUGGGAAAUAUCAUAUUUUAUUAUUUAUAAUUGAAAGUUCAAUUAUCUUUUAUAUUUAAAUUUCUUUUUUUAAACUACCAGUUGGUAGACACGGCUAGCAAAGUUCUGCCUAUAUGUUGUUACAAGGUGAAGGUCAGUUGGUGCGAGUGUGGAUUGAAUUUGAGAGCAGAACGGAAAGCAUAUGCCGUAGGCCUAUAUGUAACAGUGCGUAGCUUCGAUAGAACCAUUUUCUCGCAGUUUAUCUACGUCUUUGUCCAAGUGCUUGUUUGAAAAAGUACAGGGACCAAUUCUACUGGGUUUUUUAAUGGCAAAAUCGUUGUGCCGACAAAAAAUAUUCACGUCUUGUCACUCAUACCUUCCUUCGAAAAUUGAAGAAAACACAGUCCAAAUCCUCUCUACUGACAGCAAGUACACCCUUAAACGGCACAAAACACCCUAAUGCAGUGUUAUUUACAAGCCGUUAAUGUGAUAAUUGUUUGUUUGUCAAUUAAAUCUAAUCUGUUUAUGAAAUGGCUAACAACUGUUUUCAAAUCGUCUCGCUCGAGGUCGCAUAUUACGUCACAGAUAAUGGCGCGUAAAAUAUCGAAGAAAAUAUGCAUAUCGCAAGAUUUGAAUUUCAUCGCUUUCAAACUCGAAAACUACGCAAACUGUUUCAUUCAAAACACACGUAAAGUAGUUUUAGGCAUGAAAUGAAUUAAUUUUGCUGAAAAAAAUAAAAAGUUUAA
Molecule: messenger RNA, 4695 nt
Organism: Ostrea edulis (European flat oyster)
Lineage: Eukaryota; Metazoa; Mollusca; Bivalvia; Ostreida; Ostreidae
Exons: 14
Coding region: 532-3069 (845 amino acids)
Biological process (GO): immune response; toll-like receptor signaling pathway
Cellular component (GO): membrane
Molecular function (GO): transmembrane signaling receptor activity
Source: RefSeq, a predicted model, not a curated record